Molecule: messenger RNA, 1053 nt
Organism: Aspergillus luchuensis
Lineage: Eukaryota; Fungi; Ascomycota; Eurotiomycetes; Eurotiales; Aspergillaceae
Exons: 2
Coding region: 1-1053 (350 amino acids)
Source: RefSeq, a predicted model, not a curated record
AUGCCUCUUCACCUCCUCGGCAAGAAGUCAUGGAAUGUCUACAACCCAGCGAAUAUAGAGCGCGUUCGGCGCGACGAAGCUCAGGCCAAAGCCCAAGAAGAGGAGGAAGAGCGUCUCAUGCAAGAAGCUGAUGCCGAACGAAGGAUCCAGAUACUCCGCGGCGAACGGCCUUCAACACCACCUCCGCCGCCCCCAGCGCCGUCCGCCCGCCCACAAGAAAGGAAAAGUCAUACAGAAGAUGCAGGCCGAUUUAGAAAGAGAAGGCGCUUGGCCGGAGAGGAUGACACGGAUAGAGACAUUAGAUUUGCACAGGAGGAUGCACAGUUGGCGUUGGAUAGACGGGCGCAGCAAGCCGCUGCUCGGUCAAGCGAUGCGCCACUUCAUGAUAGUACUGGUCACAUUGAUCUGUUUCCUUCAGAGGCGAAGCGCAAGCCCGUGGAAAAGAAUGCAGAGGCGGAAAAGGAGAGUAAGGAGAAGAAGCGAGAGCUCGAAGACCAAUACACGAUGCGAUUCUCUAAUGCGGCUGGGUUUCGACAAUCUGUUGGCCAAGAUCCUUGGUAUUCGUCUUCGCAACGCGAGGGCGCGGCUGCUGAAUCCAUGCCAAGCAAGGACGUCUGGGGAAAUGAGGACCCAUUAAGGAGAGAAAGGGAGAAGGCCCGGAUGGAUGCAAAUGACCCGCUCGCGGCGAUGAGAAAGGGCGUCCGCCAGUUGAAGACGGUUGAGCAGGAGAGGAAAAGGUGGAAUGAGGAACGAAGUCGAGAGCUGGAAGCUCUGAAGGCUUCGGAGAAGAAUCGAUCUUCUCACCGCAGUAGGAGGUCGCCAUCGCAGGAUAGCAUCGAAGGCUUCAGACUCGAUGCCUCCCCAGAUAGGCGUCGAGAUGACAAGGAUGGAAGAUCCCGUCGACACCAUCGGCAUCGUAGAGAUAGAAGUCGAGAUCGUUCGCAUCGACGAACCUCCCAUUCUGAUUCGCGGUCUCAUCGUUCUCAUCAUGAUCGACACCACCGACACAGGGAUUGCAGACGCCAUGACGGAGACUCCCGAUCGAGACGUUGA